Molecule: messenger RNA, 1323 nt
Organism: Neocloeon triangulifer
Lineage: Eukaryota; Metazoa; Arthropoda; Insecta; Ephemeroptera; Baetidae
Product: phenoloxidase-activating factor 3-like
Exons: 8
Coding region: 40-1257 (405 amino acids)
Biological process (GO): proteolysis
Molecular function (GO): serine-type endopeptidase activity
Source: RefSeq, a predicted model, not a curated record
AGCGUCCUGGUCUGGCAGUACUGCUGUUAGUUGCAUAACAUGAAGUUCGGCACCGUGCAUAGUCCCACUUUAAUUCUACUUUUUGUAAUCUCUUUCAGCUUUGUAAAAUCGCAAUUAUUAGAUGUGGGUCUCUGCAUCUCUUCCACGGCUUCUUGCAUGGCCCUCAGCGAUUGUCGCCUCGUUGCGGAGCUAAUGGAUCGGCAAUGUCUAGCACCUGGAAGACUUCGUGACAUGACGUGUGGUUAUUCGAAUGCAACUCGACAACCUCUUGUCUGUUGUCCCAGUAAGGACACUGGAUUAUCGCAACCAGGGUCAAUUCCUGACUACACCACAACUGGGGGUGACGACGAUGGUAACGACCCUUCGACAAGCGACAUUCAACUAUCCAAUGGAAGCUCAGAGACGGACGGUGGGUCCACGAGCAGUAGCAGCGGCGGUGGUUUGCCAAUUUUCAAUGUUUGCGGGCUGCCGCAGCUCAUUGCGGGGACCCCAUCAAGGAUACCCCUCCAGGCAGGACCAACAAGACUCGGUGCCCACCCAUGGGUCGUUCGACUUGGUCACAGAAAUUUGAAUAGUGGAGUGACUGAAUUUUACGGUGCUGGAGUGCUCAUUACAGAGAAACACGUUCUCACUGCGGCGCAUUGUCUGAAUAUGAAAGGAAGCAAUUACCGGCUGGUGACGGUGCGUGUGGGCGAAUAUGACACAAGCUCCAACCCUGAUUGUUCACAGUCACUGUGUGCGAUACCGGCCAAGGACAUCCCAAUUUUGAAAACUGCAGUUCAUCCUAAUUAUGAUGAAUCAUCUUCUUAUAAUCAUGAUAUUAUGAUCAUCACGCUCCAGUCGUCAGUAAAUUUUACAAUAAAUGUGCAACCAGUCUGUGUAUUGACCAGAACUUCUGCAAACUUAGUCGGUCGGAGGGCUCUUGUCGUUGGCUAUGGCAGAUUGGCAAAUGCGCAAAAAGUUCAUGCGUUGCAGCAGGCUCUGGAAGUGCCUAUUGUGCCAACUUCUACUUGUCAGAGAUUUUACACAAAAUAUGGUUUCCUGGACAAUCGCCUAUGCGCUGGUGGUGAACCAGGCCGAGACAUGUGUCAAGGAUUUAGCGGGGCACCUCUCUUUGUGAGAGCUGGAGGUGUCGGAGCAUAUUUUGUUGCUGGCAUUAGAUCUUUUGGCUCGGACCAGUGUGGCAUUGCUGGGUCUGCAAACGUUUACACCCAAGUUUCUCGCUACACAGCCUUCAUCAGGAAUCAGCUGAACUAAAAAUUUAAUAUUUUGUAAUUGACAUAUUAAUAAAAAUGAAUAAAACCAAUAUUGGACUCUUUCAGG